UUAUGUUUGAUGUCUUUGUUUACUACAGUAUUUGAUUUGAAUGUUUCCGUUUCCAUUCAAAUUUAUUGGCUUACACUGUUCUUUAAAGCUACUAUACAAAUUUACGUUUACUAGUAUUGAGUCGGUUUUGUCAGCAUUUGUAGCGAUCCCAUUAAGAAUGACGGAGACUGCAAUAGCUGGUCAGCUUGAUGUGUUAAUAAGGAGAUUAAAUGAAGCUGAAAGAAGGGCAAAGCUUCUAAAACAUGAAGUUAAAUCUAUUCGUCAGGAAAUUUCGAUUUUACGACAGAAUGUUGGAACACAAAACGGAAAUGCGAGUAUUUUUUCCAGCACGUUGACUACUACUCAACUAUUAUCAGACAGUGUUAUUUUACUUGAUGAUGAGCCUGGUACAAGUUCAGUUGAUAGUCUUUCAUCCUACAAAAGACCAGCGAUAGACGAAAGUGGACCUUCAAACAAGAAAAAGUCAAAAUUCGAGUUUAAUAAGGAAAAUGAUUAUGUAGUAGUGUAUACCGAUGGUGCUUGUGAGAAUAAUGGAAAGGCUAAUGCAAAGGCAGGAAUUGGUGUAUAUUUUGGCGAUGAACAUCCUUUGAAUGUUUCGAAGCCAGUUGAAGGAAGACCAACUAAUAACACCGCUGAGAUACAGGCCUGUGUACAGGCACUUAAAGUUAUUAAGAGCCAUGGGGAAGAUAAAGCUAAAAUACUCACCGAUUCGGAAUUUACCAUAAAUUGCAUGACGAAGUGGAUAAAAAACUGGAAGAAGAACAACUGGAAAACUGCAAGUGGAGGUAGUGUGAAAAAUAAAGAGGACUUACAAAUAUUAGACACUAUCAUGAAGACUUUUACAGACAUCAAGUGGGUUCACGUCGCCGGCCACAACGGCAUUAAGGGCAAUGAGGAGGCUGAUAAAUUAGCCCGACAGGGGGCGUUACGGUACAAGAAGAGUUAAAAGAAGUAAACGUUGUUUUUUUUUAUUUAAAAUCUAUCACAAACUGAGUUAAAUCGACAAACAUUCUGUUACUCUAAAAUAAUUUAAACAUAUUUUAAUAAAUUAAAAAAUAGU
This is a messenger RNA of Anoplophora glabripennis (Asian longhorned beetle), 1060 nucleotides long. Its product is annotated as ribonuclease H1. The transcript is spliced from 6 exons. Gene Ontology annotation, molecular function: RNA-DNA hybrid ribonuclease activity; nucleic acid binding. The record is from RefSeq and is a predicted model, not a curated record. NCBI's taxonomy places the organism in Eukaryota, Metazoa, Arthropoda, Insecta, Coleoptera, Cerambycidae. Gene Ontology annotation, biological process: DNA replication, removal of RNA primer. Bases 41 to 946 code for a protein of 301 amino acids.